AGCUCUGUGAAGAAGGCUACGUUCUUCUAAAAUUUCAUUAUUUUAUUGAAAUUUAAUAUUUAUUUCUGUGUUUGAUUUAAUCCCAUCUUCUGGUCGAUCCCACCUACGUUUGUUUAAUUCGCAGAACUUCACAAUCACUGCCCCAUAAACCCCCCCCCUCUCUCUCUCUCUGUGUGUCGCCCGAAGAAUGCCAAAGAGCAAUGAAGAUUCGAGUUCGAGUGUCAGCCUGAACAAGGUAGAGAGGCCACCAUUGAAGAAACCUAAGACACUUUCAAUACCCUCUUCGACUUCGACCACUAACCGAAGGUUCGAUCUCGGAGUUUCUACUGAAAAUGGAAGCCCUGCAAGCGGUAAUGGUGAUUUUCCAAAUGAGCAGUGGAAGUAUCCUUCUUUCCUCGGGACCACGAGAAGGAAAAAAACCACAGUCAAAGCCAUGCCCAACAAGUUUCAGAACCUCGAAUUUUCGAAUUCGAUGGGUUCCAAGAUGGGUGGGAACCAGAAAAAGGCGGGAAAUAGCUCAGUUGUUCAAGCUCCUCCGACCAAUUCUUCUUCUUCUACAUCCUCAACUUCUUUUUCUUCAUCUACUUCUACAUCAGUUGUUACUUCGCAGGCGCACUCCAGCACCAGGAGGCCUCGCCAGAAUAACCAUACUUCGAUCUUGUAUUUGUUCAUUUUCACUUGUAUAAUUUUUGUACCUUAUUCGGCUCAUCUACAAUAUAGGCUUGCAAAACUGGAGGGUGAGAAAAUUAACCUGUGCUGUGAAAAUGAUAUUUGUCACAAGAAUGGAAGGGGCUCUUUAGGAGAAGAUGAUGCUUCGUUUUCCAAUAUCCAGAACACUCACAGUAGAAAAGUUGCUUUGUACAUUGUGGUGGCCACACUCAUCUUGCCAUUUUUGUUGUACAAAUAUCUUGACUACCUUCCUCGAAUAAUCUAUUUGUUCAGGAGAACUAAUAACAAGGAGGAUGUACCAUUAAAGAAGAAAAUUGCUUAUAUGGUAGAUGUAUUUUUCUCCGUAUAUCCUUAUGCAAAGCUACUUGCACUUCUCUUUGCAACUCUAUUUCUUAUAGGAUUUGGUGGUUUAGCAUUGUAUGCGGUGACUGGUGGUAGCCUUGCUGAAGCUCUUUGGCAUUCUUGGACUUACGUAGCUGACUCAGGAAAUCAUGCCGAAACAGAAGGAACCGGGCAGAGGAUUGUCUCUGUCUCUAUUAGUUCAGGAGGCAUGCUGAUAUUUGCUAUGAUGUUAGGUCUGGUUUCAGAUGCUAUAUCAGAGAAGGUGGAUUCACUCAGAAAAGGGAAGAGCGAAGUUAUAGAAAUGAACCACGUACUCAUUCUUGGGUGGAGUGACAAAUUGGGUUCUCUUUUGAAGCAGCUGGCAAUUGCAAAUAAGAGUGUGGGUGGUGGCGUUAUAGUGGUGCUUGCAGAAAAGGAAAAGGAGGAAAUGGAACUUGACAUAGCAAAGCUGGAAUUUGACUUUAUGGGAACAUCAGUUAUAUGUAGAAGUGGCAGUCCUCUUAUACUAGCUGACUUAAAGAAGGUUUCAGUUUCAAAGGCACGUGCUAUCAUUGUGUUGGCUUCCGAUGAAAAUGCUGAUCAGAGUGAUGCUCGUGCUUUGAGAGUUGUUCUUAGCCUCACAGGAGUAAAGGAGGGUUUAAAGGGCCCUGUUGUGGUGGAGAUGAGUGACCUUGAUAAUGAACCCCUUGUCAAACUUGUGGGCGGAGAACUUAUUGAGACAGUAGUUGCACAUGAUGUAAUUGGACGUCUGAUGAUUCAGUGUGCUUUGCAGCCUGGCCUUGCACAGAUAUGGGAAGAUAUACUGGGGUUCGAGAAUGCUGAGUUUUACAUCAAAAGGUGGCCUGAACUGGAUGGUCUAUGUUUUAAAGAUGUACUGAUUUCAUUUGCUGAUGCAAUACCCUGUGGAAUUAAGGUGGCUGCAGAAGGGGGGAAAAUUAUUAUAAAUCCGGAUGAUAGUUAUGUCAUGAGAGAAGGGGAUGAAGUUCUUGUUAUAGCUGAGGAUGAUGACACUUAUUCUCCAGGACCUCUUCCAGAGGUACGCAAAGGUCAUUUUCUAAAGAUACCUGAUCCACCAAAAUAUCCAGAGAAGAUAUUAUUUUGUGGCUGGCGGCGUGAUAUUGAUGAUAUGAUUAUGGUUCUUGAGGCGUUAUUGGCUCCCGGGUCAGAACUGUGGAUGUUUAAUGAGGUUCCUGAAAAGGAAAGAGAGAAGAAGCUUAUUGAUGGUGGACUUGAUGUUUCUCGCCUACUGAAUAUAAAACUUGUUCAUCGGGAGGGAAAUGCUGUGAUUAGACGGCACUUGGAGUCUCUUCCUUUGGAGACUUUUGAUUCAAUCCUUAUUCUUGCAGAUGAAUCAGUAGAGGACUCCGUUGCUCAUUCUGAUUCCAGAUCGCUAGCCACCCUUCUCCUCAUUCGUGACAUACAGUCAAGACGUCUACCUUACAAAGAUUCUAAAUCAAGUACUUCUUUGAGGUUGUCUGGGUUUUCUCACAGCUCUUGGAUCCGCGAAAUGCAGCAAGCUUCAGAUAAAUCAAUUAUAAUUAGUGAAAUUUUGGAUUCUAGGACUAGAAACUUGGUGUCUGUUUCCAGAAUCAGCGAUUAUGUGUUAUCAAAUGAGCUGGUUAGCAUGGCGCUAGCUAUGGUGGCUGAAGACAGGCAAAUCAAUCGUGUUCUUGAAGAAUUAUUUGCCGAGGAGGGCAAUGAGAUGUGUAUUAAGCCGGCGGAGUUCUAUUUGUUUGACCAAGAAGAACUCUGUUUUUAUGAUAUAAUGUACAGAGGUCGUGAAAGGGGAGAGAUAGUUAUUGGCUACCGCCUCGCUAACCAAGACUUCGCCGUCAUCAACCCUCCAGAAAAGUCAGAACCUAAAAAAUGGUCCCUUGAUGAUGUUUUUGUAGUCAUUGCCUCAGGCGAUUGAUGG
This is a messenger RNA of Neltuma alba, 2926 nucleotides long. RefSeq names its product ion channel DMI1. NCBI's taxonomy places the organism in Eukaryota, Viridiplantae, Streptophyta, Magnoliopsida, Fabales, Fabaceae. The record is from RefSeq and is a predicted model, not a curated record. Gene Ontology annotation, biological process: monoatomic ion transport. The coding region runs from base 188 to 2923 and encodes 911 amino acids. The transcript is spliced from 12 exons.